Prorocentrum cordatum is the source of this 905-nucleotide messenger RNA. NCBI's taxonomy places the organism in Eukaryota, Dinophyceae, Prorocentrales, Prorocentraceae. The record is from the annotation of a GenBank genome assembly.
GUACGCGUCUGGAUCGCCAGAUUCCGGGCCGACAUAGCCGCCAACGCGGCAUACAUCGGCGUCGCCCUUUGCCUCUGGAUGAUAGCUGAGCAAGGGGGCGUGUGGAAGUGGUGGGCGCUGCUGGUCGGGGUGGUGCUCGGCGCGGUGCUCGUCUUCAAGAAUGUCAUCGGCUUCUACCAGGAGAUCGCUCCCCUGGUUGACGACGACAACCUGCUGGCCCUGAUAUCCGAGAACGUGGACGGCGUGAAGGCGAGGAUUCACGACGUGGUCUACUACAAGCUGGGAAUGGUGUUGGUCGUCCGAGAUGAGCUGUACAUGGAAGGCUGGAAAGCUACGGAUAAGGCAUCGCGGGAACUUUACAAAGAGGCGGAGCUGGAGGAGUUCGUGUCUGGCGUGCUCCGCCAGGCCGUUGACAAGGCUGCGGCCAGUGUUACGAGCCGGCCGCAGCUGUCGAGGCUGGCCCCGUGGAUCUUCCAGACGCGCCCCAGAUUUCUCAGCGUCUGCGCUACGGCGCUGGUCCUCCUUGUGCUGGCCAAAAGCGUUGUGGACUUCAUCAAUUGGCCACUGGCAGACCCCGCCUGGGUCAGCCCGUUCGAAGAUCAUUGGCCCAGCGGGGGCAGCUACACCUGCUGGAGCAAUGUGUGCACCGAGGACGGCAAGAAGGGGUACUGCCACGGAGCCGUGUACUACGCUAGGAAGUUCGCGGACGACAGCGGCGAAGCGUACGCGAAGCUCAGCAGCGUGAUUGCAGGCAGGCAUGGACCCUUCGCCCAGCUGGACGCCGCGGGGGACUACCUGUGCCACGCUGUGGCUCACUUCCCGCCCGUGGACUACACGAUGCACUGCAUCUGCGACCACCAGCCCGCCUCGAGGCGCCUGGAGUGGGCGGAGUCCAGCGACAUCAC